CUUUCUUGGAAUCUUAUCGUCAACACUCACUCUGUUACUUGCUUCCAUUCUCUUCCCCUCUUUCAUUGCAUUACUUGAACAACGGCCUCAUUUAGCGUUUCCUUUCUCUAAAGUGUCAUUAAAAUAUCCAUCUUCAGCCUGUAAACUGCCUUUCAUUUCUAUUGUUCUAUUCGAUCUUCAUUUUUCGCGAUUGCGCGGCAUGUGUCUUGACCUCCAAUCGCAACCGUCAUGAUCAGUCGCCCUCCAUCAUGAUUGAACCUUCUAUUCGCGUCCGUCGGGCUAUUCAUGCCAAUGAUGCGACUCUCCUCCGCCGAAUUCUCAAGACGCAUCCCAAUCUUCUCCUGAACCCCGAUUCUUCACCAUCCGGCCUUUCCAAUUCGAACAUGCACCUAGCAGCCUCUCUAGGACACCGCGAAGUCUGCGAAGUACUACUACAGCUCGGCCACGAAGAUCCAGUCCCUGCACUCAACGAGACCCAUCAAACAGCACUGAUGCUCGCCUCAGCCGGUGGCCAUACCGAGGUUGUGCAACUCCUCUGCGAACACGACAAAACAUGUAUUCUACGCCGCGACAUUCGAGGUCGCGAUGCCGUGAUGGAAGCUAGUCUUGGUGGACACGACACUAUUGUUCAAAUCCUCCUUACCUUUGUCCCAGGGGGACCUUACGAUGCAGUCCGCCGAGCGGACGUGGAGGGAAAUACGGCAUUGCAUUUUGCGAGCGGGAACGGAAACUUGUUGGUUUUGCGAACGCUGCUGGCGGCGGGCGCGGAUAUACAUAAGCGCAACAUUUGGAACUGGACACCGGCUGCUUACAGCGCUACUGUUCAGGCCGAGGUAUAUUUGAAGGGUCUGGUGAAUGAGGUUGGGAAGAGACAGCAGCAACAACAGAAGAGAGGGAUUGAGUCUGCUAAGAAGGGAGGAGGAGUUCGUGUCGUUGAGGCUACUAGCGACGAAGAUUAAAUGAGGCAAAACUUAUUCAAAUCAUUGCUGCUUCCACUAUCGGCGGUACACUCGUAGAGGGAUUCAUUCCAGCCAUUAUAGGACAUACGAAAUGGUCAAGAACAUAUUGCCCGAGUGUAGGGCUUAGGUGAGGCAAGAAAGCUCUGGACCUUAAUCCUAAAUGCUAUAAAUAUUUAGACAAAUUAUCCUAC
Fusarium verticillioides 7600 is the source of this 1150-nucleotide messenger RNA. RefSeq lists its product as hypothetical. The record is from RefSeq and is a predicted model, not a curated record. Bases 249 to 959 code for a protein of 236 amino acids. Gene Ontology annotation, molecular function: protein binding. Lineage: Eukaryota; Fungi; Ascomycota; Sordariomycetes; Hypocreales; Nectriaceae. The transcript has 2 exons.